This is a messenger RNA of Priceomyces carsonii, 2100 nucleotides long. RefSeq names its product RNA-processing protein. Bases 1 to 2100 code for a protein of 699 amino acids. The transcript has a single exon. Gene Ontology annotation, cellular component: mRNA cleavage and polyadenylation specificity factor complex. Lineage: Eukaryota; Fungi; Ascomycota; Pichiomycetes; Serinales; Debaryomycetaceae. The record is from RefSeq and is a predicted model, not a curated record.
AUGAGUGUCACAUCAGAUCAAAUCAUAGGUCAGCUUAAUCAGGCCAAGGAACUUGCUUUUAGUAGCAAGGAAAUGUUUCCUCAGGUCUUACGACAGAUCUUCAAUUUUUCCAAGAAUGAUGACUUGUUAAUUCAGAGAUGGUGUGCUAAAUUUUUAAGGCAAUCAUUUACAGCCGGCGAGGAUAAAUUGGACACCAAUGUCAAAACAGAAUUAGCUAUGGAUUCACUUGACAGCUUAAUAGCUCUCAGUGGAGUACCGGAUUUACUUGUAUUCAAAGAUUUUGUUGAUGCAGCUAUCAUUGUAUUUAAGCUUGUAUUUCACUUCAUUGCUUCUAACGAUGGAGCAAAUCAGGUAUGGUUCAAGCUAAAUGAAUUAAAAAACAAUAUUAUAAACAAAUUCUCUACCACCUUCCCUUUGAACCCUUCCGACAAUGAGGAACAUGACUUGUUAAGAAGUAUUAGAGCCAAAUUGGAGAUCUUGAAGUUUAUCAUUGUUGUUAUUGACUUUCAAUCAAGAUCUAACAAUAAUAUUCAGUCUUUUUCGUUGGCGCAGGUAAACCCUAAUCACACAUUAAUAAAAUACAAUGUUAUGGAAGCAGAAUCUGCAGGUUUAGUGGAUUUGUUACUAGCAAACUUAAACCAAGAUAUAUUAGUUCCUCAAAUACUUUCUGCAACAUUAAAUCAUCUCAUUGUUGUAGCAAAAAAAAAGCCUCAAUUUAUGAGCAAAAUCACAAGCACAAUCGAAAGAUUUGACACGAAUUCAAAACUUCAAUCGAAUUAUCAAUCUAUUGAACAAUUCAAAUUGGCGAAAAAAUAUAUUGAUAGGGUUCUAAAGAAUUUUAUAAAUCAUAUUUUGAGAAAUAAUUUAGUUCCACCUAAUAACCAACCAACCUUAAAUAAGAAAUUAAGUGCUUUGAUAGAUAGAGGUAAUGACAUUAGAAAAAAGAAUAUUUUUGCUCUUGAAGAUUCAAGUAUUAGAAAAAGGAAAUUUGAAGGGUUCAUCAAUCCUUCCAAAAAAUUAAAAACAAUUGACUACAAGAGCUUGUAUUGUUUGACUGAUAGCACUGAUGAACUAAAUCAAUUUGAUUUAAGCUCACUCCCACAAAACAUCCUUGUAUCGAUGACAAUUGCGGCAUUGAAUAAAGUUAAACCUAAUAGAUUAGCAAAAGGUCUUGAAAUUAUAAGCGAAAGAUAUCUAGAUGCCCUUCGCAAUUCUGCUUCCGUUGAACCGGAAAUCAAGAAAGAAGCUGAAGAUGAAGAUGAUGAUCUUGAAGAAAGCUAUGAGCCCAAAACAAUAUACACCUUACCCCCGCCUAAAAAUCUAUCCUUCCAGGAAAAAAAAAAACAUGUCAGCUUAAUUAUCAAGAACUUUUUUAAAUUAGCUGAGAAAAAGUCAACGAUACCAGAAGAAAAAGAUUCUGCUAUAGGGAAUAGUGAAUUGACAAAAGUUGCAAUCAAGUCUUGGAAGAAAGACAGUUGGUUCAUUGUACUCACACGACUUGCGACAAGAGGCAUGAGAACAGUCAAUGACGAGCAGUCUCCAGAUUAUAGAAAUAAUCUUGAAAUGAGCGAUAUGAUUAGAAAUGCAAUUUUUGACUACUUUUUGGAAGAUAUUCACAACCGGGUUGAUCUUAUAAUAGAGUGGUUAAAUGAAGAAUGGUAUAGUGAAAAAGUAUUUAACGAGGAACUCCUUGUUGAAUCGCUCACAGAGAAGUAUUCUGCAGGAGCAGAUAUUCAAAAUGUUGCAUCAAAAGUGGAAGAGGAAGUUUCGAACUCGAUUAUUCCUACUCCUGUUUACAACAAAUGGAGUUCGAAAGUCUUGGACGCAAUGAUUCCCUUUUUAGAACCUACAGACAGAAAGAUCUUUAUUAGACUCCUUUCCGAUUUGCCGUCCUUGAAUGAAGAAUUGGUCGGAAAGAUUAAGUCACUUUGUUACGAUCCUGCCAGGAACAAAAUAGGUUUCUUGUCUCUUCAAUAUUUAAUCAUGUAUAGGCCGCCUGUUAAGCAGGCUUGCAUCAAUGUUCUUGAGAAUUUGGCUGCAAGUGACCAGGAAGAUCUCAAAGAAGAAGCUGGAAAGCUAUUGAAGAAGUAUAUAGCCUGA